Molecule: messenger RNA, 2660 nt
Organism: Megalops cyprinoides (Indo-Pacific tarpon)
Lineage: Eukaryota; Metazoa; Chordata; Actinopteri; Elopiformes; Megalopidae
Gene: pygma
Product: phosphorylase, glycogen, muscle A
Exons: 20
Coding region: 98-2626 (842 amino acids)
Biological process (GO): glycogen catabolic process
Cellular component (GO): cytoplasm
Molecular function (GO): glycogen phosphorylase activity; pyridoxal phosphate binding
Source: RefSeq, a predicted model, not a curated record
AUCGCCAGUGGGCGCGAGUGGUACGCGGCUGUCAACUGCUAGCUGUUCACCCCAAUAUUGUGUGUAAGUCCAGGUUUGGGAAAAACCCCACGCCAAGAUGUCACGUCCGUUGUCAGACCACGAGAAGAAGAAACAGAUCUCGGUGCGCGGACUCGCUGGGGUAGAGAAUGUGACAGACCUCAAGACCAACUUUAACCGGCACCUGCACUUCACGCUGGUGAAGGACCGCAAUGUGGCCUCUAAACGGGAUUACUACUUCGCGCUCGCCCACACCGUUCGCGAUCACCUGAUCGGGAGGUGGAUCCGGACGCAGCAGCACUACUAUGAGAAAGACCCCAAACGUGUGUACUACCUCUCCCUGGAGUUCUACAUGGGCCGCACCCUGCAGAACACCAUGGUGAACCUGGCACUGGAGAACGCCUGCGAUGAAGCCACGUACCAACUGGGUCUGGAUAUGGAGGAGCUGGAAGACAUGGAGGAGGACGCUGGUCUCGGAAACGGUGGCCUGGGACGUCUCGCCGCCUGUUUCCUGGACUCCAUGGCCUCCCUGGGUCUGGCUGCAUACGGCUACGGCAUCCGCUACGAGUUUGGCAUCUUCAACCAGAAAAUCAUGGAUGGCUGGCAGAUGGAGGAGGCAGACGAUUGGCUGCGCUAUGGAAACCCCUGGGAGAAGGCCCGCCCCGAGUACAUGAGGCCCGUCCACUUCUAUGGGCGCACGGAGCAUCAUCCUGAUGGGGUGAAAUGGGUGGACACUCAGGUGGUCCUGGCCCUGCCAUACGACACCCCCAUCCCCGGAUACAGGAACAACAUCGUCAACACCAUGAGGCUGUGGUCUGCCAAGGCACCCUGUGAAUUCAGCCUGAAGGACUUCAACGUGGGCGGCUACAUCCAGGCCGUGCUGGACAGAAACCUGGCGGAGAACAUCUCCCGUGUGCUGUACCCCAACGACAACUUUUUUGAGGGGAAGGAGCUGCGUCUGAAGCAGGAGUACUUUGUGGUCGCUGCCACCCUUCAGGACAUCAUCCGCCGCUUCAAGGUGUCCAAGUUCGGCUCCAGGGAGAUUGUGCGCACAGACUUCAACACUCUGCCUGACAAGGUUGCUAUCCAGCUGAACGACACUCACCCUGCCCUGGCGGUGCCCGAGCUGAUGAGGGUGCUGGUGGACGAGGAGAAGCUUCCCUGGGACAAGGCCUGGAACAUCAGCGUGCGCACCUGUGCCUACACCAACCACACCGUCCUGCCUGAGGCCCUGGAGCGCUGGCCCAUCGACCUGUUCCAGACCCUUCUGCCCCGCCACAUGGAGAUCAUCUUUGAGAUCAACCGUCGCCACAUGGAGCGUGUGUCCUCUCUGUACCCAGGGGACUUUGACCGCAUGCGUCGCAUGUCCCUGAUUGAAGAGGGCCCGCAAAAGAAGGUGAACAUGGCCCAUCUGUGCAUCGUGGGCGCUCACGCUGUCAACGGCGUCGCCCGAAUCCACUCCGACAUCCUCAAGGCCACCGUGUUCAAGGACUUCUAUGAGCUGGACCCCCAAAAGUUCCAGAACAAGACCAACGGCAUCACCCCCCGCCGCUGGCUGGUGAUGUGCAACCCUGGCCUGGCGGAGGUCAUCGCAGAGAGAAUCGGAGAGGACUUUGUCCGUGACCUGGACCAGUUGAGGAAGCUGCUGAAGUUCGUCAACGACGACGCUUUCAUCCGAGACAUUGCUAACGUCAAACAGGAAAACAAGCUCAAGUUUGCGGUGCACCUGCAAGAGCACUACAAGGUGAAGAUCAACCCCAACUCCAUGUUUGAUGUACAAGUCAAGAGGAUCCACGAGUACAAGAGACAGCUGCUUAACUGCCUGCACAUCAUCACUUACUACAACCGCAUCAAGAAGGAGCCCAACAAGCAGUGGACCCCCAGAACCAUCAUGAUUGGCGGAAAGGCGGCCCCAGGCUACCACACAGCCAAGAUGAUCAUCAGACUGAUCACAGCCAUCGGAGAGGUUGUCAACAACGACCCUGUGGUGGGCGACCGUCUCAAGGUCAUCUUCCUGGAGAACUACAGGAUCACUCUGGCUGAGAAAGUCGUUCCAGCAGCUGACCUAUCAGAGCAGAUCUCCACGGCCGGCACAGAGGCCUCGGGCACGGGCAACAUGAAGUUCAUGCUGAACGGCGCCCUCACCAUCGGCACCAUGGAUGGAGCCAACGUGGAGAUGGCGGAGGAGGCGGGAGAGGAGAACCUCUUCAUCUUUGGCAUGAGGGUGGACGACGUGGACGAGAUGGACAGGAAGGGAUACAAUGCCAGUGAGUUCUACAACCACCUUCCUGAGCUGAAGCAGGCCAUUGACCAGAUCGCUGGCGGAUUCUUCAGCCCCAAGCAGCCCGACCUCUUCAAGGAGAUCGUCAACAUGCUGAUGCAUCACGACAGGUUCAAGGUGUUUGCUGAUUACGAAGACUACAUCAAAUGCCAGGAGAAAGUCAAUGCCCUGUACAAGAACCCUAAGGAAUGGACCAAGAAGGUGAUCCAUAACAUCGCUGGCAGUGGCAAGUUCUCUAGUGACCGCACCAUCGCCCAGUACGCCCGAGAAAUCUGGGGUAUGGAGCCCAGCCUGGAGAAGCUGGCUGCUCCUGAUGAGCCACGCUAAAUCAGCCUCUCUGUGACCCCCCCCCCCCCCCCCC